Molecule: messenger RNA, 1266 nt
Organism: Cyclospora cayetanensis
Lineage: Eukaryota; Apicomplexa; Conoidasida; Eucoccidiorida; Eimeriidae
Product: cilia- and flagella-associated protein 100
Exons: 10
Coding region: 52-1266 (404 amino acids)
Source: RefSeq, a predicted model, not a curated record
GGCAGCACCAGAGUCCUUGUAGAAAAGACUAAAGAGGCCUUUCUGCUGCAAAUGGCAGUAGAUACUCGUAAAGCCGAAAUAUUGAAACUCCAUGACAGAGCAGCAGAAAAGUCAGAGGCCCUGCGGGUGGCCGAAAAUAUGAUAUCAAAAAGCGCACAAAAAUUUGAUGAGUUUCUGAGGAGCAGCGAUGCCGCUGCUCACGAAGCAAUACACAAAGCGGACGAAGCAGCGCGGGUUGCGCAAGAAAAAGCAGCCGCUGUCCAGCAGCUGCGUCAGAAACUAGAGUCUGCGAAAGCUCGUGCCGCUUCAAACAGCGAAAAAGUAGAGGAAUACUCCAGAUACAGAGCCUUUCUGGAGCACAUCACUCCACACGAUUGGCUAAAAGACCAAGAGGGGAAGUCAAGGGAGAGCGUGCAAAAGCUAAAACAGCAGUGGGUGCAGGCGCAGCUGCAGCAGCAGCAGCUACAGUAUGCAACAGAUCUGGAAGGGAUUGACAGCGAGCUGAAGGAAAAACUGAAGGAGUUGGAAAAGAAGCCACGAGACUCCAAAGCCAACGCUGCUCUCCGAAAGGACAUGGAAGAGAAGGCUGAGAAGAGGAAACGGCAAUUAACCGGAAAACUAAAAUCGGUAGCGGAGCUUGAGGAGUUGUUUGAGUCGGAAAAGCUGGCACUCACGGGCUCCCACCUUUACUUUCAAGAUCCCCAAGAGCCCCUUCGCCUAUUUAGAGAGCUGGAGGAGGAAAAUCUCUUUUUGAUUCAAACUGCCCACGAACAUGCUAUUGUGAGGGUGACAAGACGCAGCACGCAAUACCUCAAAGAGCUGGAAGCAAUGGAGAAACGAUUCGCCGGUACGCGAGCAGAGAUGAACGCUCGACUGGAAGGACUAGAGGCGGUGAUUACAGAGCUACAGGAGCAACUCAAGCAGCAGCAUCGAACGUGCAAGCAAUACCGAGAAGUGCUGGCCUUGCAGGAGCAAGAGUCGGAUGUGUUUGUAUCUCUGCAAAAGUUGACUGCCCACGUCGCUGCAAUACAUGCUGCAUGCAAUUUCGACACUUUAUGUUCAGACCUGGUUUGCUGCCCUGUGCAAUCAGAGGAAGGAUCGGUUGACUGCUUGCGCAUGCUAGAGCAGAUCGAAGCCAGGCUUGACUCGCAUCUCGCAGCUCUCGCUAAGCACGAAGUUGGUUCACCACCUGGAAAAGGUCAAGGAAAAGCAACGACGCGAGAAAGCCCGUCAAGAAAAGUUAGCUCAACAGCAUUUAAAGAAUGA